Messenger RNA from Verticillium alfalfae VaMs.102, 3717 nucleotides. RefSeq names its product MSN5. Lineage: Eukaryota; Fungi; Ascomycota; Sordariomycetes; Glomerellales; Plectosphaerellaceae. The record is from RefSeq and is a predicted model, not a curated record. The transcript is spliced from 10 exons. Gene Ontology annotation, molecular function: nuclear export signal receptor activity; small GTPase binding; RNA binding. Gene Ontology annotation, cellular component: nucleus; cytoplasm; RNA nuclear export complex. Bases 1 to 3717 code for a protein of 1238 amino acids. Gene Ontology annotation, biological process: RNA export from nucleus; protein export from nucleus.
AUGGCCUCGGCGCAUUCCAAUGGCGCUGCCGGCAUCGGCUCGUCAAACGGCGGGGAGGUCGAUAUCCUCUCCCAGAUUCACCAGGCCCUCGAGGUCGUACACGCCCCCUACUCAGCCAACGAAGCUCGGAGGGAGGCGCAAGAGUUCCUCGAAAACGUCAAGGCCGUCGACGAAGCCCCCUUCCACGGCUACACCCUGGCCUCGAACAAGUCGCAGCCCGCCGUGGUCCGACACUAUGCGCUCUCGCUUCUCGAUAAUGCCAUCAAGCACAAGUGGGCCGACUACACCACCGAACAGGCCUCGACCCUCAGGGGGUGGAUGCUGGAGCUGUGUCAGGGCAUCUCGCAAGCCGAUCCGUUGUACAUCAGAAACAAGACGGCCCAGCUCUGGGUAGAGGUGGCAAAAAGGUCGUGGGGCACCGAGUGGAUGGACAUGGACGAGCUGCUGGUUCAGCUUUGGCAGGUGCCCGACUCGGCCGUACACAAGGAGCUCGUCAUGACGGUUCUCGAGACGCUGGGCUACGAGACCUUCUUUGGCGAUGACGUCGUGGUGGCUAUGAGGCAGGGGGUCCUUUGCAAAGGUUGGACAGAAAUCACCACGCCCACCGCUGUGCUGGCCGAGGCGAUCAAGAACCGCAACCCAGCCCCCGAGCAAUGUCUCAACGGCGACAUCAACGGCAACAGCGAAGUGCGUUCCUGCGCCGUGAAGGCGCUCUCCGUCCUCAGCACGUUAAUGCCGUGCACGAUCCCCAAGGGCACGGCAGCCUCGAAAGUCGUCCCCGUCGCCUCCAGAGCGCUCGCUGCUUCCCAAGUGUCUGUCCAAAAGAUGCUGUCCUUACUUGGAAAUUAUCUUGAUCGCAAAUUCUCCGUCGUCCCCACGGGAUCAGAUAUCGAUGGUUUCCUGAAUCUUCUCGUUGUUGUAGCGCAAAGCCAGAGCCUCAUUGUGUCCAUCCCUGUGCUUGUAACGUGGACCCGUCUCCUCAACAACAGGUUAAUCGGGCAAAGCUCUGCCAACUCACAGCUCAUUGGGCCUCUGCUUGAACUGUGCGGUUCGAGGCUCAUCAGAUACGAGAACCUGCCCGAAGACACGCAAGAUGCCACCUAUCUGUUCCUCAUGGAGGACACAGACACUAUGCCCGAGAGGCAUGCUUUCCUAGGCAACUACCGUCGCUACAGUAUGCAAGUCAUUGAGGCAAUUGUCCAGCUGAAGCCGUCCGACGCCAUCUCGCACAUCCUGGGCCAAACCGAACAGGUGCUGCACCAUCUGUACGAUGGACAGCCGAGCCUGAAUGUCGCCGCAUACGCGAAGCAUUCCAUGCCUGUUCUACGCGCCGAUGCCCACUUGACCGUAAUCGAUGCGGCCAACAAGGGCUACAUGAAGUGGAGGGCCAACCCAAUUCAACGCGGCAAUCCCGAUUAUCGAUCGAGCCUCGAGGACGGCCUCGAAUCUUGGUGUCACAGGCUUCUGGAUAUGAACUUCGAGGACCCAAUGAUUCGCAAGAGAGUACUGCAAAUCCUAGUCCUCAUGUCAACAUCAGCGCUCGAUAAGAGACCUCAGUUCAUGCUGAAGGUCUUAGAGCACAUCCUAAUGACGUGGCCGGCGCCCCAGCCGGAACACCGUGCCUUUAAUGAGGCCAUCAAGGACUUCCAGUCUGAAAGCAUGUUCGAACUGCAGAGGCUAGCAUCCAAGGUCCCCGAUCAUCUGCUUGCUGUUUAUGAUCAAGUCGAGACGCGGGUCCGUGACAUGGUCACAUCGGGGACGCUCGACGAGAAGCGACAGAUUGCCUAUCAAACAUUUCUAUUCAUCAUCGUUCACCGGGCGAGCAACAUUGACCCCCAGGUCCAGAUGCAGCGAUUGGAAGGUUUUAUCGAGCCAAUCAAGGCUCAGUGGCAGAACCCCGAGCUCAAGCAAGCCCUUUCGUCAUACUCUGGCUUCUGUGAGCUGAUGGCGCUAGAUAAAGCGAAGGCCUAUCUCAGGAAUCAUGGAGCUCAUACUGUUAGCGACUGGGGCGCGUGCGAGCUGGAUGCUGAGGGCCUUGCUCUGCAGGCGGAGCUCGAAGACAGGCAAAAGAUGCUGCCCCUCCGACCGACCAAAUCUUUCCUGUCUUACUCGGUCGAAAAGCUGGAAAAGUCUUCCCAGCCCUUCCAGGCAUCAUACAGGCUCUGGAAUAACGAAGCCUUCCAGGCCAUCUUGCCUGAUCUUCUGCAAUUCCUCAGCCAUGCCCAUGCAUCGCACAACCCCGACAACUGGCCCGAAUUUCCCAAUGAGAUGGGCACUGUCGUCAAGAGGGUGCUCAGCGAUCGCUUUUGGCAGGCAGGCAUCUCGGAAGGCAGCAAAGACGAGUUCUACGCUCGCGUAACGGAUAGGAAAGGGACGUUGGAAGGACUUGCAUCGACCAUCAGAGGCUCGGUGCGGUUCGUGCGAGAGACAUGCUAUGCGAUUAUUUACUGCAUGAGCCGGCUCGAGACGUACUUUUACGGGUUUGGCGAACUGCCAAGCCCCCUCGCCGAAGCGUUGUUCCAGAACGCAGUCCACCUGUCUGCCCAUCAACAGAUCAAUCUGCUCAACCUGACGAGAUACCUGGUGGACGAUUGUCCACUGGAACAGCGCGAGCACUUCCUGCCGCCGCUCCUGGCGAAUUGCUUCCGACAGAUGGACGCGAAGAUCAGUUCCGAAUGGAAGAGGCUCGAGGACCAGCAGAAGAUUGACGUCGGAAGCGACGACCUGACCGAGGAGAUGAAGUCGGAGAGCAUCCUGCGGCAGGUCACUCACACGGCAGUCAUCAUGGUCGCCGAUUUCCUUGACCCAACGAAGCGAAACCCCGCGCCGCUGCGGCCACAGGAUCCUCCCAAACGAUACCCGACGCUGAGAAAGUUCUGUCUCAUGCACUCCAGCAUCGUCGAGCCUCUUCUUCUGUUCAGCACGCACGCUAUCCGAAUGAGAGAUGGGAGGUGCUGCAACAUUAUUCUGCGUGUCUUCCGAUCGAUCGUGCCCGACUUCCAGUCGUCCGAUGUCACAGCUGCAGGCGGCGAUGGCCACACACCACAGGACGGCGGCGCGGAUCCCUGGCUCGACACGACGGCCAUUGACCAUGAGAGGGCCACCCAGAUUCGCGAAUACAUCUCAACACAGGUGCUCGAGGCCUGCGUGACAUCCUUCCACGAGCCGUACUUUGUUGACCUGCAGAAGGAUCUCGCGUCGCUCAUCGCGGCGAUCGUGGUCCACUACAUGACGCUGACGGAUUCGCCGAAGAAUUUCCUCCUCAGCAUCCCAGGCGUCAAGUUCAAAGACUUUGAGAAGCUCGGGGAGUUUGCGCAGAAGCCCAGCUCCGGGUCGCGCCAACAGCGGGCGCUCGUGCUGCAUCUUUUGAAGGACGUCAAGGGCGUGAGCAUGGCCGAGAUGCACAAACUACCCAAGAGCGGGCUGCCGGCUGUGCAGAAGAAGCCGGCACGCAGCAAGAUGGCGCAGGAGUUUAUGACGCCUGCGGACGAGGCGGGGUCCAAGGGCCAGCCAUCGACGGGCGUCGCGGACGAUAGCCUCAUUGGGCUUGCCAACUUGUUCGACGCUGUUCGGCCCUCCCACAGGACGCUCCCCGUAUUGUAUCGCGGUUCAUCCCUUUACGAGAACGACCUCAGGUACAACGGCGGUCGAGCCGGCGCCAUGGCUCCAAAGUGCCUGAGGCCGUACUCUUGGUGGUCCUCAAGGGAUGGAGGUUGA